Molecule: messenger RNA, 2295 nt
Organism: Colletotrichum fioriniae
Lineage: Eukaryota; Fungi; Ascomycota; Sordariomycetes; Glomerellales; Glomerellaceae
Gene: DCP2
Product: mRNA-decapping enzyme subunit 2
Biological process (GO): deadenylation-dependent decapping of nuclear-transcribed mRNA; nuclear-transcribed mRNA catabolic process, nonsense-mediated decay
Cellular component (GO): P-body; cytoplasm
Molecular function (GO): 5'-(N(7)-methylguanosine 5'-triphospho)-[mRNA] hydrolase activity
Source: RefSeq, a predicted model, not a curated record
AUGCUCAAUGAGGCUAUGGACUCGACAAUUUUGGUCAAAGGCUGGAAGAAGGGCGCCAACUGGAGUUUCCCUCGUGGAAAGAUCAACAAGGACGAAGACGACCUUGAGUGCGCCGUUCGUGAGGUAUACGAGGAGACAGGGUAUGAUUUGCAUGCUGCUGGCCUGGUUCCCAAAAACAGAGAAGACGUCAAGUAUAUCGAGGUCACCAUGAGAGAGCAGCAGUUGAGGCUCUACGUCUUCCGCGACGUACCGAUGGACACUCACUUUGAGCCACGGACGAGGAAGGAGAUCAGCAAGAUUCAGUGGUACAAACUAUCCGAGCUACCCGCUUUUCGAAAGAAAGGGAACCAACCUCAGAACGAGGCCGCCGCCGCCGCCAAUGCGAACAAAUUUUACAUGGUUGCGCCCUUUCUGGUUCCUUUGAAGAAAUGGGUCGUGCAGCAAAAGAGAAAAGAUGCUGUCAAGGCUGCCAACGAGGCGCACUUCAACCCGUACUCUCUUCACGAGGAGCCUGUCACUGAAGACGAAGUUUGGCAAACCGAACCCGCGACUGAUGUAUCGACUCGGACGCCAGGUCUUGAUACUCUGGAAGGUGCAACACAGGAAUUGCAGCGUCUGUUAAAGGUCCAUCCGACGGCAGCACAAGCAACAUCGAAGCCAGCUUCUCCGGAUAUUGGAGCAGACAAGGGCGCAUCGCUGCUCGCUAUCCUGCAGGCCAAGAAUCAAGCAGUCGCCCAAGGGGUUCCAGUCUCGCAGCUCCCUCAUACGCCUCUCGAUCACACUAUUAGGCAGGCUCCACAGCCUCAAAGUCCUCAUGGCCAACAUCACCCUCAGCAACGGGCACCGCUGGCGAGUUAUCAAGCUCCGCCGGCUUUCCCCAUCGGUCCAGAUGGGACACCACAAGCCUGGGCUUUUCAGCAGCCCGGCUCGGCUCAUCCUCAAGCUAGGCAGUACGGCCCUUCGAUGAUGGGCGGCCCUGCUCAACUGCCACAGCCACCCCUGAGGCACCCUCAACCAUUGCCGCCUCAAGCUCAAAAGAUUCUGCUGAACCGAAACGCAUUUGCCGACGGCACACCCCCGCCGCCCCCUCAACACGCACAGGGGACUGUCAGCCAAACCAUGGCGAAUGCUCAGUACCAACCAGCACAGUUCCAGCAGCAAGGCCAGAACAUGAUGUAUCAGCCCAAGCCGCCUAGCAGUCACCUCUCCAAUCACUCUAUGGCGCUCUUGGGAGUGCUCAAGUCGGACACAAGAACAGCUAGUCCAGAUAAGGCUCGUCAGGCAAACCAGCAGCCCUACGGAUCCGCGUCUCAGGGGCAGGGUCAGUGGCCAAUCGGACUCCAUGGAAAUGGAGCUCCUCAGUAUCCUCAGUCGCCUAACAUGUCGGGGGCAGGCGUAGCACACCCCCAGGGAAGUCCAUCCAUGAGGGCCCAGCAGCCUGUCGAUCCUGCGCAUCGGUCUGCUCUCCUUUCCAUGUUCAAGAACCCUGAAGUCAGCUCCCCACCUGCCAACCAACCCGUCGAACUGCCCGGAACUACAGCUAGCGCUGCUCUAUUGAAGGGCAUAUCGACCGUAAAGGCUAGCAACCAGGAGGUUCCCAGUCCCGUGUUCCGUGGAGUUCAGCCAGCUUCAAGCAGUCCUCUCAGCAGGCCACCUCAAAGCGCUUCAGAUCCGACGUCUCAGGUACCCUUUCAAGCGCUGUCGCUCCAGUCUCAACUCGGCAGACAAGAGCACAGAAGCCCUCAGACUAUUGGGGGUUAUAGUCCGAGAACGAUGGAGAACAGAGGUCUCUAUCAUCAAGCUGCGAACAACAACUCCGCCAUAUACAACAAUCACUCGCCCCAGAUGCACUCGAAUCAGAUCCUCCAGAGGGCCGAGAACAUGAGCAAACCUGUUGGCCCUCGUGCGCCUGCUUUAGCCUCGGUUUUCGGGGUCGACAAGCCAGCCAGUUUGGCCAGCCCGCCGUCAGCAUCCGCUCUCCCGGCACCUGCUGGGCUGCAGCAGAAAUCACAGAUGCCCCCCGAACAGAGGCAGAAGCUUCUAUCGCUUUUUGGCAAGCCUCAGUCGCCGAGCCCCGGGCCUGGCUUUGCUCUCGAGGAUAAGGGAAAGGCCAGAGAGAUGAUGGCUCCGGACGGGAGUAUGCGAUCACGUGUGGCUUCUCUGGCCUCUGCAAGCGGCCAGGGUGCCCCGGAGAGCCUGUCAGAGUCUCGUCGCGGCAGUCAGACGCCGAUUUCUCCUGCCGACCGAAGCUUUCUGCUUGGCUAUUUGGCAUCAGUUGCGAAUAACGGCAAGUAG